Molecule: messenger RNA, 567 nt
Organism: Chanos chanos (milkfish)
Lineage: Eukaryota; Metazoa; Chordata; Actinopteri; Gonorynchiformes; Chanidae
Gene: stmn4l
Product: stathmin-like 4, like
Exons: 5
Coding region: 1-567 (188 amino acids)
Biological process (GO): regulation of microtubule polymerization or depolymerization; neuron projection development; microtubule depolymerization
Cellular component (GO): neuron projection; cytoplasm
Molecular function (GO): tubulin binding
Source: RefSeq, a predicted model, not a curated record
AUGACACUUGCAGCAUACAGAGAGAAAAUGAAGGAGCUCCCCCUAGUGUCUCUCUUCUGUUCCUGCCUUCUGCCAGAGUCCAAAGAGAAGCCCAUCAAGCACACACAAGGUGUUGUGGAUCUAAACCUUUGCAUCAUCAAAGACAUGGAGGUUAUCGAGCUUAACAAGCGUUCAUCUGGGCAGGCGUUUGAAGUUAUCCUGAGACCCCCCUCUUUCGACGGCACGCGGGAGUUCCACCCCUGCAUCCCACCCCGCAGGGACCCCUCCCUGGAGGAGAUCCAAAAAAAGUUGGAUGCAGCGGAGGAGAGGAGAAAGAACCAAGAAGCUGAAAGACUCAAGCAGCUUGCGGAGAAGCGCGAACAUGAACGUGAGGUGGCCCAAAAAGCCGUGGAAGAGCACAAUAACUUCAUAAAGAUGGCCAAGGAAAAGCUGGAACACAGGAUGGAAACAAACAAGGAAAAUCGUGAAGCUCACAUCGCUGCCAUGCUGGGACGCCUACAGGAGAAGGACAAGCAUGCAGAGGAGGUGAGGAAAAACAAGGAGCUGAAGGAAGUGGACUAUCUGUAG